Messenger RNA from Lucilia cuprina (Australian sheep blowfly), 1703 nucleotides. RefSeq names its product protein valois. NCBI's taxonomy places the organism in Eukaryota, Metazoa, Arthropoda, Insecta, Diptera, Calliphoridae. Gene Ontology annotation, cellular component: methylosome. The transcript is spliced from 5 exons. The coding region runs from base 109 to 1212 and encodes 367 amino acids. The record is from RefSeq and is a predicted model, not a curated record. Gene Ontology annotation, molecular function: protein binding. Gene Ontology annotation, biological process: oocyte axis specification.
UCUUCUUCGUUUAUAUUAAUUAGGAAAAGGUGUUUAAGACAACGAAAAAAUAUCAAUUUUCUUAAACUCUCUUUAGUUUUAUUUCAAAAAAAAUAAAAAACCGAAAAUAUGCUACCCCUAACUUAUGGUGCAAUUUAUAAAACACCCGACGACUACAAUCCGCCACAGGAAACUGACUUAGCCGACAAUACUCACUAUCCCAAUUUGAAUUCACGCGACUACGCAAAGCGCCCUUUAAACCAGAAUGUGCGUAUGUAUGGCGCCUGGGAAUGCAUUGCCAUCAGCACAAAAUGUGAUGACGAAAAAGGAAAUAUAGCUAUAGCCACCAAUAAAUUAAGUGGUCGUAAUUGGUUAGGCUCCUUGUGGGCUUUCGAGAAGAGCCAGGUGAAAAAUGAUAAAAACUCAAUGGAUAUGUCAACAGCAUGCUAUAAGUUAGAAAGUCCAGCCAUUAUAAAUUGUAUCGAAUUUGUAGAACCUAAUACAUUACUUUUAGGAUUCAACUCUGGGAGACUGCAACUUUGGUCUAUUCAAUCUGAUGUGUGUUUACCGAAAAAUCCCUAUUGUCCCUUUCUGACUGGUGAUGAAUGUGAGCAUAUGAAACCUAUCACAUGUUUAACGGGCUUUAAAACGAAUGUCCAUAAGGCGGCGACGGGUAGUAAAGAUGGUGUUUUAAAGAUUUGGGACAUGAGCAAAGGUGAUUUAAAUCCACAACAAAGUUAUAGUUAUGCUCAUAUGGAUUCUAUAACUGGAUUAACUUCAUCUCCCACGAAUGAUGCUAUAUUUACUACUUGUUCAUUAGACAAAUCCUGUCUGCUAUGGGAUGAUCGUGAAACUAGACCGGCAAUUGCCUUAUACAAUGAACAUAAUGUGCGUUUUAAAACGGUUAAUUGGGCAUUAGAUCCUCAGGACAAUUGUGUGUAUUUAGGUGAUGAAUCUGGUAAUGUAUUAACAAUUGAUACACGCAAACCCAAGGAGUUAUUAAAUAAAACACAAUACUUUGAUCGUCCCAUAAGAAAAAUAUCACCAAAUGGAGAAAAUUUAGCUGUUGUGGCCGAUUCAAAUUGCAUUAAAGUGGCAAAAUCCUGCUCAAAUGAAAUAUUCUAUGAAAAUAAUAAAAGUCAGCAUUUUAUACGAGACUGUGCUUGGCUAACGUCGGACGAGUUAGUAACCGUUGGUUAUGAAGGUAAAUUGCGUGGUCAUGAAAUACAAUAAAUUUUACAAAGUUUCUAAGAUAAACAUAAAUGCAAUAUAUCGUUUAAAAAAAAAAAAACACAAUAGUAAUAGUUAAUUCCAAAAGCUUAGAAUUAGUCUAGCAUUUGCGAUAAUCAAAAUACACAUGAAAAUAAUUUUAUAUUAUGAAACUUUACCGUGAGUGGUAUCAAGUAGGUUUGCAAAUUUGUCACACUAUUUAAUUUGACUUUUACUACUACGAAUUAAAUUCAAAUAGAAAAAUACAAUAAUAAUUUCUUUCAUACUGGGUGUUUGUUUGAAUUUACAAUAAAUUCUCAAUGCCAUGAAUUAUUUUAAUUUACUUAAAACAUUUUUAUAAUUUCAUUUUAAUAAAAAAAUAAAUAUUCAUGUAAUAUAUAUUUUUUAAUUUUCAAUAAGUAUUUCAUUUACUAAUAUACCGCUACUUGAAGCAAUUUUUACUAUUUUAAGUAUGUACACUAAUAAAGCUGAUAUUUUUGAAAAAAUAACUGAAA